AUGAAGAGGCUCUUCAGUAGAUCCAACAAGACCAAGCCUCCUCCAGCUCCGGUACAUCCAACAGCGCCAACGAAUCCGACUGCACCUCACACGAUUGGCUUGCAACCAAAAUACAUCGUACCGCCUAUUCCCCACCCCCACCCUUACGAGCAUUUAGCGCUAUUGGCCGCUUCUGAUGGACUUCUCAUUCGACCCCAUAUACCCAACUCACAUACCAGCAAGGCUGGAGUUGUCCCUCAUGUCAGAAUCGUUUGGGGCAAGUCGGUGAAGAUUGAAGAACUCUCGGGGGAUGAAGAGUCAUCCGGUGCAGACUGGGAUGAUGCAAUAAUUGUCUAUGGAAUUGUCGGCAUUUUGGAACUGUUCACUGCAUCAUACCUCCUGGUUAUAACUUCAAGGGAAGAAAUUGGGAAUUUAUUUGAUGUUGCCCAUACUGUAUACGGGGUCCGAGGUGUAUCUGCUAUUCCUCUCGUUGAAUCGGAGGCAAGGACGAGUUUGCAUACUAUAGCUUCUCGGAACGCUGCUGCUUCUCGACCAUCUCUUCUAUCCAGCAACACGAUGGAUACGGUGACGGUCAAAUCAGGUGUGGAUAAUAGUACAGAAAAUCUUGCCACAUCCGUUGCAGCCUCGCCACGAGUUCGUUUUUCGACCCCUGAGACGACAGAAAAGGACCGCACGAACGACGUUCUUAACCUCAACACGGAUGAACAUACUAUCUCAUCGAGGACCUCCUCCGACUCUUCGCCAGGUGUAUCGGGGGCGUCCACACCUACCAGUGACAUCACUCCAUCCACUUCUCAGGUAGCCAAGACAGUGGCUUCUAGAUUAUCAUUCUGGAGCAGGCUUUCGAAACGUAACUCGCUUUUUCCCGCCUCGGAAAUCGAGUCGACGGCACCCAAGACUGAACCAAAGGUCGAGGUUGGGGAAGCGGUGUCGGCGUUGAAGGCCGAUCAAAUGAUACAUGAAGAACCUCGUCAGGUCCUGGAAGAUAUACUUUCUACGACUGCACCUCCGCCAGAAAGUACGGAAGAGAAACAUACUGAAAUUGAGACCAAGGUUGUGCGGGAAGUUAUUCGAGAGUUUGUGAAGGGAGGAAUGUAUUUUGCAUAUCACUUUGAUAUUACACGCUCAUUACAACACAAGCAAGAGAUGGUCAACAAAGCACGCAAACACGACGCGCUUCUGGCGGACUUGAAUGCGUUGCCGAGAUUCGUGGGCGAUACGAAGAUUGAGAAUAAUGACGAUAAAGUGGACCCGCUGGUCGAACCCAAUCUUACCCUUCCUUUAUGGAGACGUGUCGACAAGCAUUUCUGGUGGAAUGAAUCGCUUUCAAAACCGUUGAUUGACUCAGGACUUCACUCGUACAUUCUUCCCAUCAUGCAAGGAUACUAUCAAGUAGCUAGAUUCGUGAUGCCACCCGAAGAAGUCUCGCACGAUAAUGAACUGGCAGUGGACUAUGUAUUGGUAUCGAGGAGGUCUCGCGAUAGAGCUGGUCUGCGUUACCAACGGCGUGGUGUUGACGACGAUGCUCACGCAGCAAAUUUUGUCGAGUCCGAAACCAUCAUGCGGGUUAAGCGAGAAGGGAUUACCAACGUCUUCAGCUAUAUGCAAAUACGUGGAUCAAUUCCCGUCUUUUGGACUCAGGCUGGAUAUGGAUUGAAGCCGCCUCCAGUCAUAAGUACAGAAAGGACGCGUCAACAACAUUUGGACGCGAUGAGAAGGCACUUCCAAAGGUCAAUACCGCGAUAUGGGCCCCAUACAAUUGUCAAUCUAGCAGAACAUCAUGGCAAAGAAGGAGCCAUAACGCAGGCUUAUCGCGAUCACAUGAAGGCGUUGGACGACAAGAAUGCUCAAUAUUACGAGUAUGACUUUCACACGGAAACUAGGGGAAUGAGGUACGAGAAUAUUUCGAAGCUCACGGACGCUAUGGAGAAGACAUUUGAUCAUCAAGGCUAUCUUUGGAUUUCGGAUGGGAAGCUCAUGUCGGAACAGAAGGGAGUAUUUCGAGUGAACUGCAUAGACUGUUUAGACCGUACCAAUGUUGUGCAGUCCGCCUUUGCUCGAUACAUACUCAACAAGCAGCUGGGUGCCGUUGCCCUUCUGAAUCAAGCUGAACGCCACACUGAGAAUGACUCCAUAUUCAACGAUAGUAUGUCCUCCACUGUCAUACAUAUCCCCUGCCGUGUGCUGAAGAUAGCCAAUCAGUUUGGGCAAACAACGGAGAUGCUAUCAGCAGAGCUUAGUACCUCAGCGCUCAAGGGGGAUUUUACCAGAACUGGCAAGCGCGACCUGACUGGGUUACUUAACGACGGUGUAAAUUCGCUGGCGAGAAUGUACACCUCCACCUUCAGUGACUGGUUUUCUCAAGCGGUCAUCGACUUCAUGCUCGGGAAUCGCACCCUUUCUGUGUUUUCAGAGUUUAUGUUGAGGUUACAGUCUACGGAUCCCAGUGAUUUGAUACGGUUGUCAAAAAUACGAGCGGAGGCCGUAGCAACGUCUGUAUCGCGAUGUCUCUCCGAUGGUGAACGAUUGCUUGCGGGUUGGACAUUAUUUGCCCCGGAAGAACUGAACACGAAGAUUGGGGACAAGUUUGAGGAGAAAGUAGUUUUGUUGAGUGCUGACGCCAUUUAUGUUGUAAAUUAUGAUUAUACCCUAGAGAAAGUGAAGAAAUAUACCCGCAUACCACUAGGCGAUAUCACCGAGAUUAAGAAAGGCGCCUACAUAUUAUCGCCUUUGGAAGAACCUAGUAGAGAUCCGGAGCAGAAUGCAGGUUUUAUUAUUACAUGGCUCAACAAGGACCAGGUCACCCGAUUGACUAGCUAUUCGCUACGAAAUAGUUUGGACAGUGGUAUCUCUUCUUGUCCUCCGUCUCCGACGAUAGCCAAAACCCCCAACAACCCCAAAGCAGCUACUACUUCGAUCCAAACUCCCACCAAACCGGCAUCUGCUUAUCCUAAUAUCGCAGCUUCGGUCGCGAGAAACAAACUUUCUGUCUCGCUCUCUCGCAAAAACACUUCGUCGUUAUCCAACAUUCUCAAUAACGUAGCAGCAAACGCAAGCAGCGACAAGACAUUUGCCGCGUUCAAAAUGUUGCCGAUCGACCCUGCGAGGAUUCGAAGGGUUUCGUCGUCUGGAAAUGGCACAGCAGAGUACGCCGAUGCAACGGAUGAGAUGACGGGUGCAACUACUUGCAAGGAAGCGGUGGAUCUUGUGGUGGACGCUAUCGUUUCAGCUUGUACGGACAGAGGGGCAGUGAGCAAAGGGUUCAUAAAGGAAGAGGAUGUCGUUAGUCUUGAAGAAGCUCAACGAAUGACGACAAUGUAUGCAAAGAUGGAGUAUGGCGUCAAGAGGUUACUAUGGCUCGGAGGCUGA
Marasmius oreades (fairy-ring Marasmius) is the source of this 3369-nucleotide messenger RNA. RefSeq lists its product as uncharacterized. Lineage: Eukaryota; Fungi; Basidiomycota; Agaricomycetes; Agaricales; Marasmiaceae. Bases 1 to 3369 code for a protein of 1122 amino acids. Gene Ontology annotation, cellular component: endoplasmic reticulum. Gene Ontology annotation, biological process: phosphatidylinositol dephosphorylation. Gene Ontology annotation, molecular function: phosphatidylinositol-4-phosphate phosphatase activity. The transcript has 19 exons. The record is from RefSeq and is a predicted model, not a curated record.